AUGGAUAGUUUGAAUUUGAACAAACGGCCCUCAUUACAAUACAGUCUCAGUUCGUUGGGCUCACAAAUCACAAAAUGGAACUCAUCUAGACCGACCUCGCCAGUACGUAAUGCUAGAAGCACAGAGCGUGAAUCCCUUUCCAAGCAAGAUGUAGUUGAUACCUCCCCAAAUAUUGAUGAGAACGGCGGUGAACAGUGGCAAGAAAGAUUUAAGCCCACUUGUUUGGAGCAGGUGGCCAUUCAUAAAAGAAAGCUUAAAGAUGUACGAGAAGCUUUAGAUGCCAUGUUUUUGCCUGACGCCAAGCAUAGAAUCCUGCUACUCUCUGGCCCUAGUGGAUGCUCCAAAAGUACAGUCAUAAAAGAGCUUUCAAAAAUUUUAGUUCCUAAAUAUAGACAAAAAAGCAACUUAAUGUCCCUUCGAGGGAUCUCGAACGACCAUGAAGUGACCGAGUUCAGAGGUGAUUGCAUAGUCAACGAUCUUCCUCAGAUGGAAAGCUUUAGUGAGUUUUUAAAAGGUGCAAGGUAUCUUGUGAUGUCCAACCUAUCAUUGAUACUUAUUGAGGACCUACCAAACGUCUUUCAUAUAGACACAAGACGUCGAUUUCAACAACUUAUAUUGCAGUGGCUAUAUAGUUCAGAGCCUCUAUUACCCCCCCUUGUGAUAUGCGUAACAGAAUGUGAAAUUCCAGAGAAUGAUAGUAACUAUCGCAGGUUUGGAAUUGAUUAUACGUUUAGUGCAGAAACCAUCAUGAGCAAAGAAAUAUUGAUGCAUUCGAGGUUGAAAAGAAUUAAGUUUAAUCCAAUUAAUAGCACUUUAUUGAAGAAACACUUGAAACUUAUUUGUGUUCAGAAUAUGAAAAUGUUGAAGGAGAAAAAUAAAUGGAAUAAAAGACAGGAAGUCAUAGAUUUUAUCGCACGAGAGACCGGCGAUAUCAGGUCAGCAAUUACUAGUCUUCAAUUUUGGGCGACCUCAAGUGGAAAUUUGCCCAUUUCAACACGGGAAUCCACCAUAUCAUACUUUCAUGCUAUUGGGAAGGUUAUUCACGGUUCGCAUAGCACGAAGAACGAUAACGAUAUGAUUAAUAACCUUUUCAAGAAUUCCAACGGUUUGUUAUCAAAGCAGGAUUUCAAACUAGGAAUAUUAGAGAACUACAAUACAUUUAAUAGAGGCAAAUUUAGCAUCUCUGAUGCAUCAUCAAUUGUAGAUUGCUUGAGUGAAUGUGAUACUAUGAACGGUCUGCCAGAGCCCAAUGAGUACAGUUUACGGGAAGUGCGCAAAAUAUUUCGUAACAUCAGCAAGGAGGGCCAUAACCAUGGGACGGUUUAUUUUCCUAGAGAAUGGAAAGUUAGGAAAUUACAAAAUUCAUUCAAAGUUCAAUCUGAGGAUUGGUUAAAUGUUAACCUUUAUAAAUAUGGCGCAGUCCAUUCUUUCAGGAAUAUAACUAUGGAAUUUGGUUACUAUGCACCUUUAAUUAGGAAGUUUCAGAGCUAUAAAAAAAAGUCCAUGCUCUAUUAUUUAAAAAAUCUUCCGGCUGACUCUUUGGAGCUCAAACAAACCAUGGACAAAUUCAGUGAUUUAAUGAAGAUAGAGAACGGUAUCGACAUGAUGGAUCGGAUAGGCGGGCCUAUUGAAGCACUAUCUGUAGAGGAUGGACUAACACCAUUGAUGGACAACGAUAGCAGUAAUUCGGACCAUUUAGAAGACCAAAAAAGGGAAAGGGACAGAAGACUUCGCGUUUUGAUUGACCAAUAUGAAAAGAAUGUAAUGAUGGUGAAUGACGGCCUUGAAGAUGGAGAGGCCUCCUUUAACGAUGACCCUAUUGUCGAUAGCGAUGACAGCAAUAAUAUUGGUAAUGAAACAUUUGGGAGGAGCGAUGAGGACGAAUCGCUUUAUGAAAUGCUGUCUCAAAGACAACCACGUAAUGCGCCAGUCAUCAGUGAGUCACUUUCAGAUUCGGAUCUGGAAGUACUCUAA
Messenger RNA from Saccharomyces paradoxus, 1974 nucleotides. It is a transcript of the gene RAD24, whose product is annotated as Rad24p. The transcript has a single exon. Gene Ontology annotation, biological process: mitotic DNA replication checkpoint signaling; DNA damage checkpoint signaling; DNA repair. Lineage: Eukaryota; Fungi; Ascomycota; Saccharomycetes; Saccharomycetales; Saccharomycetaceae. The record is from RefSeq and is a predicted model, not a curated record. The coding region runs from base 1 to 1974 and encodes 657 amino acids. Gene Ontology annotation, cellular component: Rad17 RFC-like complex; nucleus. Gene Ontology annotation, molecular function: DNA clamp loader activity; chromatin binding.